AUGGUUGCCACCAACGCCCAGGUCUCCGAUCUGUACACGGAGGUCUCGCGCCUCGCCAAGUUUCCCUUUGAGCCCUACUGGCCCGAGCGCACCCUGAAGAUUUGUGUGACCGGCGCCGGCGGCUUCAUCGGCUCGCACCUGGCCCGCCGCCUCAAGUCUGAGGGCCACUACAUCGUGGCCUGCGACUGGAAGCGCAAUGAGCACUUCUCGGAGGAGGAGUUCUGCGACGAGUUCCACCUGGUUGACCUGCGCCUGUUUGAGAACUGCAAGAAGGUCGUGUCCGGCUGCGACCACGCAUUCCACAUGGCGGCAGACAUGGGCGGCAUGGGCUUCAUCCAGUCCAACCACUCUGUCAUCCUCUACAACAACACCAUGAUCUCCUACAACUUCCUGGAGGCGGCGCGCCAGGCCAAGGUCCAGCGCCUGUUCUACGCCUCGUCAGCGUGCAUCUACCCGGAGUACAAGCAGCUCGACGUUGAGAUCGAGGGCGGCGGCCUCAAGGAGUCUGACGCCUGGCCCGCGCAGCCCCAGGACGCUUAUGGCCUGGAGAAGCUGGCCACCGAGGAGCUGUGCAUGCACUACGACAAGGACUUUGGCAUCGAGUGCCGUAUCGGGCGCUUCCACAACAUCUAUGGGCCGCACGGCACCUGGAAGGGUGGCCGCGAGAAGGCGCCCGCUGCGUUCUGCCGCAAGGUGCUGACCAGCCCCGAUGAGAUUGAGAUGUGGGGCGAUGGGAAGCAGACGCGCAGCUUCACCUACAUCGAUGACUGCGUGGAGGGUAUCCUGCGCAUCACCAAGAGCGAGUUCAGGGAGCCCCUCAACCUGGGCAGCACCGAGAUGGUGUCGAUGAACGAGAUGAUGCAGAUCGUGAUGGACAUUGAGGGCAAGAACCUGCCCAUCAAGCACAUCCCCGGCCCCGAGGGCGUGCGCGGCCGCAACAGCGACAACGAGCUCAUCCUGGAGAAGCUGGGCUGGCAGCCCACUGUCAGCCUGAGGGACGGUCUGAGGAUGACUUACACCUGGAUCAAGGGCCAGAUUGACAAGGAGAUCAGGGAGCGAAAGGUGGAUGCCUCUGUCUAUUCCACUUCCACCAUUGUCAAGACCAGCGCGCCCACUGAGCUCGGCGCCCUGCGCAAGGCGGAUGGCGACGAGGGCUUUGACGCCGGCGCCGCCAAGCCCGAGUUUGUGAUUGCUGCGUGA
Molecule: messenger RNA, 1200 nt
Organism: Monoraphidium neglectum
Lineage: Eukaryota; Viridiplantae; Chlorophyta; Chlorophyceae; Sphaeropleales; Selenastraceae
Product: NAD-dependent epimerase/dehydratase
Exons: 7
Coding region: 1-1200 (399 amino acids)
Molecular function (GO): GDP-mannose 3,5-epimerase activity; NAD binding
Source: RefSeq, a predicted model, not a curated record